Molecule: messenger RNA, 2395 nt
Organism: Microcebus murinus (gray mouse lemur)
Lineage: Eukaryota; Metazoa; Chordata; Mammalia; Primates; Cheirogaleidae
Gene: RNPEP
Product: arginyl aminopeptidase
Biological process (GO): proteolysis
Molecular function (GO): zinc ion binding; metalloaminopeptidase activity
Source: RefSeq, a predicted model, not a curated record
GGCGGCUCGUUGGUUGUUGAGGCAACGGCGCUGCGGGCAUGGCGAGCUGCGAGCCGGCGGCCGGCGAAGGCGGCGGCGCGGCCGGGCGGCCGCUGCACUCGGCGCAGGCCGUGGACGUGGCCUCGGCCUCCAACUUCCGAGCCUUCGAGAUGCUGCACCUGCACCUGGACCUGCGGGCCGCGUUCGGGCCGCCGGGGCCGGGCCCGGGCAGCCGGGCGCUGAGCGGCACGGCCGUGCUGGACCUGCGCUGCCUGCUGCCCGAGGGCGCCCCCGAGCUGGUGCUCGACUCGCACCCGUGCCUCGAGGUGACGGCGGCGGCGCUGCGGCGGGGGCAGCCCUGCUCGGAGGAGCCGCCCGCGGAGCCGGUGGCCUUCCACACGCGGCCCUUCUCGCACUACGGCCAGGCGCUGUGCGUGGCCCUCCCGCAUCCCUGCCGCGCCGCCGAGCGCUUCCAGGUGCUGCUCACCUACCGCGUCGGGGAGGGCCCCGGGGUUUGCUGGCUGGCUCCUGAGCAGACGGCAGGAAAGAAGAAGCCCUUUGUCUACACCCAGGGCCAGGCCGUGCUAAACCGGGCCUUCUUCCCUUGCUUCGACACCCCUGCGGUGAAGUGCAAAUAUUCAGCUCUUGUUGAGGUCCCAGAUGGCUUCACAGCUGUGAUGAGCGCGAGCACCUGGGAGAAGAGAGGUCCGAACAAGUUCUUCUUCCAGAUGUGUCAGCCCAUCCCCUCCUAUCUGAUAGCUCUGGCCAUCGGAGACCUGGUUUCGGCUGAAGUUGGACCCAGGAGCCGGGUGUGGGCCGAGCCCUGUCUGAUUGAUGCCGCCAAGAAGGAGUACAACGGGGUGAUAGAAGAAUUCUUGGCAACGGGAGAGAAACUCUUCGGACCCUAUGUGUGGGGAAGGUACGACUUGCUCUUCAUGCCGCCAUCCUUUCCGUUUGGAGGAAUGGAGAACCCUUGUCUGACCUUUGUCACCCCCUGCCUGCUAGCAGGGGACCGCUCCCUGGCCGAUGUCAUCAUCCAUGAGAUCUCCCACAGUUGGUUUGGGAACCUGGUCACCAACGCCAACUGGGGUGAGUUCUGGCUCAACGAAGGCUUCACCAUGUACGCCCAGAGGAGGAUCUCCACCAUCCUCUUCGGGGCUGCUUACACCUGCCUGGAGGCGGCAACCGGGCGCGCUCUCCUGCGCCAGCACAUGGACAUCAGCGGCGAGGAAAACCCACUCAACAAGCUCCGAGUGAAGAUCGAACCAGGUGUCGACCCGGACGACACGUACAACGAGACCCCCUACGAGAAAGGUUUCUGCUUUGUCUCGUACCUGGCCCACUUGGUGGGCGACCAGGAUCGGUUUGACAAAUUUCUCAAGGCCUAUGUGGACGAGUUUAAGUUCAAGAGCAUCAUGGCCGAAGACUUUCUCGAGUUCUACCUGGAAUAUUUCCCCGAGCUGAAGAAAAAGAGAGUGGAUUCCAUUCCAGGGUUUGAGUUUGAUCGGUGGCUGAACACGCCUGGCUGGCCCCCGCACCUCCCCGAUCUCUCCCCCGGGGACUCGCUCAUGAAGCCUGCCGAAGACUUGGCCCAGCUCUGGGCGGCCGAGGAGCUGGACAUGAAGGCCAUCGAGGCUGUGGCCAUCUCGCCCUGGAGGACCUACCAGCUGGUCUACUUCCUGGACAGGAUCCUCCAGAAAUCCCCUCUCCCUCCCGGGAACGUGAAGAGACUGGGAGAGACGUACCCAAAGAUCUCAAACGCCCAGAACGCAGAGCUGCGGCUCAGGUGGGGGCAGAUCGUGCUCAAGAACGACCACCAGGAGGACUUCUGGAAAGUGAAGGAGUUCCUGCAGAGCCAGGGCAAGCAGAAGUACACCCUGCCGCUGUACCACGCCAUGAUGGGCGGCAGCGAGGCGGCCCAGACCCUCGCCAGGGAGACCUUCGCAGCCACCGCCGCACAGCUCCACAGCAACGUGGUCCACUACGUGCGGCAGAUCGUGGAGCCCAAGGGCGGCUAGGGGCUCUGCCUCGUCGGACCUCGCGGGCCUUCAGAAUACCCAUUUGUUCCCAAAUCCCAGUUUUUCAGGCGACCUCCUAAAGUUUGUAUCUGUUCUCUGGGCUUGGCACCCGUGACUCCCGGGCCUCUGCUCUGGCGGGGACUCCUCCUGCCCGCCCAGUCCCGAGGACCUGCCCCCAGCUCUCCUCCCUGCCGGCUGCUGGCAUUGGAGGGCCGGCCGGCCAGGCUUCCCCUCCUCCCGAGUGGGUCUGGGGAGAGGGGAAGGGGCCUUGCCUGCCUCCCUUCUCCCCUUCUGUUCUUUCUUCCUUGUACUAUGCAAAGGGCUGCCAUUCUGGUUUUUCUUUUUUCAGGUUUAAUCCUUAUUUUAAUAAAUGUUUUUAAGCAAAAAAAGAAAAAAUA